Molecule: messenger RNA, 1908 nt
Organism: Babesia sp. Xinjiang
Lineage: Eukaryota; Apicomplexa; Aconoidasida; Piroplasmida; Babesiidae
Product: Transcription factor GTE9
Exons: 3
Coding region: 1-1908 (635 amino acids)
Molecular function (GO): protein binding
Source: RefSeq, a predicted model, not a curated record
AUGAGAAUCCUCAAAAAAAUGCGUGGAGAUCGGUUUGGGACGCUUUUCGCACACCCGGUACUGGAAGCAAGCGAUUCUGUAAUAACUCCGGCUGUGAAGGCAUCGUACAAAGCUACGAUCGAGCACCCAAUGGACUACAAAACUGUAAAGAGCAAACUCGACGCUUCCGCAUAUCAGACUCCUGAUGAAUUUAAGGAUGACAUGCUACUUAUCUACGAUAAUUGUAUGAAGUUCAAUCCACCUGUCGGACCUAGCAAGUGGAUAUACGACGCAGCUGAGAGCAAUAAAGCUAAAUUUGAAAAAAUGUACGUCCACUGCCAAUAUUACCGUUAUAUAAUUAUUAGAUGGGAAGCGGCCCAAGAUAAAUUAGCACGGCUUUUGGCAAAGCCCAAAAGCCGAAAACAGCAAAAAAAUGAACAGCUGACUAUGCCAGAAUUAGGUGAAACGUCUUCAGAAUACACUGUGGAGAGCGUCGAUACCAAGGUUCCAACUGCGUCUGAGGAACCGACAGCGGCACAUCAGGGCGACUCAACCGUUACAUCCAAUCCCGCGAUUGUAGAGCCCAAAAAUGUACAAGAAACGGAAACAGGACCAAUAUUUAGGUCAUCUUUCCGUCUUAGUAUGAAGGCUAUCCAGGAAUAUAGGGCACGGCGUGAAGCUAUGGCCGUACACGUAGUGGCACAGCAACCACCAGCGCAAAAAUUACCAGUCACGGAGUCACAUGUCGCUGAGCCUGUAACCCUGGAUAUACCUCUAAAAAUGGAAGAUUGCGAACCUGUACAGCCCGAAUGCCACUUGGCGGAUGAAGCUCAGGCGUCAUCCGAGCCAGUGGCAGUCGAAACAAUUCCUGAAAACCUCCCCUGCGAAGAAAUUACGCAAGUGGACGACGUAUUUACCGAAGAUUCUGACGCCGCAGCAGAUAUUGACGGUUACGAACAACCGCCCAUAUCAACGCGACGCGAGGAGGGGAUACUGCGAGUCAAUUGGCUUACUGAAAACGAAUGUAACCAAUUAUUUCCGCACUGCAGCAUUAUUGGCUUGGAACAGCGUAAACCGCAGUACAACGUCAGCGAUAUUGCGCUGCGCUCCAUUUACAACGAAAUUUACUUGGCAGGCCAAAGUGAACCAAGGAAACGCUCUUCAAGCGACCUCCUAGAAACCGCAGUUGGCAGUGACUACAGAGCGAAACAUCACAAGAUGAUCACCUUCUUGCUUGAAAAACCACAAGAACCAACUACGCCCGGACCUUGCACGCUUCCAGAGUUUGGUGACGGAGAAUCGACUAGCAUGACUGACGAUGAUCGUUGGGUGCUGUCACCUUAUGAUCAAGAUACAGUUCGAGACGGUACCGAGUCGGCGCCGUCAGCUUGGUCCGAGGACCUUGAAGAACCACUCUUGUCCGAUAGGAGCCAGACGCUGCGCAUCGAGCUCAAGUCGGAGGCUACGGUUGGUGUGGAUCCAGAAGCAGAAUCUAUACUACUUAAAAGCGGUUUUUCUAAAGUUCCAUCGGUUAACUCUAUGGUUAAGUGCAAUGCGGAAAUAUCUUUCGAAAGUGACAAUCGUGGCUACUACAAGACGGAAGAGGGGGUGUUUCUAUACUGUGGUUCUGUAUUACGUCACAUUCGCCUAUUCUUGUUAAACUGCGGCGAUGUUACCGUAGAGAUCACUCGACGGACACUGCCGUUGGCUCAACUGGUAUUCAAACAUGGGGUCACGUCUGCAGUACACGAGCUUUACAUUGAGUCAAAGAAACGCAAUAUGCCGAAUAUUCAAUUUUUCCAGUUGCCACAAGCUGGAGCCGUAUCGUACGCCCCUUGCGUCGAUGCGUUGUGGCGCCUACAAACGGUAAACAGCACAUUGCCGAAACCGUUCAUCGUACUUCACGCUAUAUGCAGAAACAUAAACUAA